Messenger RNA from Boeremia exigua, 759 nucleotides. RefSeq lists its product as uncharacterized. The transcript is spliced from 2 exons. Bases 1 to 759 code for a protein of 252 amino acids. The record is from RefSeq and is a predicted model, not a curated record. NCBI's taxonomy places the organism in Eukaryota, Fungi, Ascomycota, Dothideomycetes, Pleosporales, Didymellaceae.
AUGUACGUCCUCAACACCCCAGCCUUCCCCUCCACCGCACUCGCCCACAACACCACGCACACCACCACGUCGCCGAUCAGCACACCCCCAUCCCUAUCCCCAUUCCCGUCCCCGUCCCCGUUCCUCUUUGCUCCCACAAACGCAACGGAAACGGUGUCCAUCACACGCUUCCCCUGCCCGCUGGCUAUAUCGACGAAGACGCAGACAGAGACGGAGACGAAAACAAAAACGGAAACAGAAACAGAAAUGGUGUAUAUCACGCUCUCCGCCGCGCCGCCAGCGAAGGGCAACGCAGAUGCGGGAGGAGACGUAGAUACGGGCACAGCGCUGCCGGUGUUCACGCUUGAUAGGUUGGGCUUCACCGCCGCGUCUGCGUCUGCGUCUGCGGGACCGAUACCAUCGACGGAGACGGAGACGGAGACGGAGACGGGGUCGCACGCGCAGCACGCGAACGACGCGGUUGCGAUCCUGUCCCGCGGUCCGGCGGGCGACGAUAGAUUUGUACCCGUCCCUGUGCUGAGAGCGAUAGCGAAGACAGUGAUCCCGCAGACACAAACACCGCAGGGCCUGCUAGCGAAGAGACCCAUACCGCAGGGACUGCCAGCGAAGCGUCCGAUACCGCAGCGACUGCUAUCCAACACCGCACCCCCACCACCAGCAACAACCCCACCUCCUCCUCCACCACCACCACCACCCCCACGCUCCACGCGCGCGCAGGACCGCGGCCAUGCCGCCUGCAGCGCGCAGCGGCGAGGGUAA